AGAUAACAAAAAUUAAGCAGCUUUGAACUUCUCAGUACAUGUUGGAGUUAUUGGACCUAAAAGUCAUUAUUCAAACCAAAACCCUUAGAGAUUGUGAAAGCUUCUUCAGGGAUGGACAUGGAAAUGGUGGUGCCUUCAAAAAUAAAAAAGAAAAUGCAGAAGUUGCUGAGUUUUGAAAACAAAAUGACAACGCCCAGAAAUUCAGUGAGUGGAAUUUUCCCAGUAGAACCCACAAAAGGCCCUAUUGGCAUGCAACCUGCUCAAAAAGUAAACCUCGGGAGGAUGUCUUCAGUGGUGAGCCCCAUGCCAAGUUUCUUCAUGAGGGAAUUGAAGGCUUUGGGGGCUGUCCAGAUCAUGAAUGGGCUCUUCCACAUUGCUCUGGGGGGAGUGUUGAUGAUUCCCAUGGGGGUCUAUGCACCCAUCUGUGUGACUGUGUGGUACCCCCUCUGGGGAGGCAUUAUGUAUAUUGUUUCUGGAUCACUCUCGGUAGCCAUGGAGAAAAGCUCCAGGAAGAGUCUGGUCCAAGUGAAAAUAGUAAUGAACUCACUGAGCCUCUUUGCUGCCAUCUCUGGAAUAAUUCUUUUGAUCAUGGACAUACUUAAUAUUAAAAUCUCUCACUUUUUAAAAAUGGAGAGUCUGAAUCUUAUUAAAACUCCCAUGCCAUAUAUUAACAUAUACAACUGUGAACCUGCUAAUCCCUCUGAGAAAAACUCCCCAUCUACACAGUACUGUUACAACAUACAAACUGUGUUCUUGGGCAUUUUGUCAGUGAUGCUGAUCUUUGCCUUCUUCCAGAAACUUGUGACAGCUGGCAUUGUUGAGAAUGAAUGGAAGAGAACGUGCUCCAGACCCAAGGCUAAUGUGGUUCUCCUGUCAGCUGAAGAAAAAAAAGAACAGACAAUUGAAAUGAAAGAAGAAAUGUUUGAGCUAACUGAAGUGUCUUCCCAACAAAAGAAUGAAGAGGACAUUGAAAUUAUUCCAGUCCAAGAAGAAGAAGAAGAGACAGAAAUGAACUUUCCAGAACCUCCCCAUGAUGAGGAAUCCUCACCAAUAGAAAAUGACACUUCUCCUUAAACUCCUUCUUCUCCUUUGUUUCCUUUUGUAAGCGUCAGUGUUUAGAGUUUCCUUUGGGCAUAGCUAUCCCAUUUCUUGAGGUACUUCAUACCUAGUCUCCAUAUUUUCACCUGUUCUUUGCAUGAAACAACCUCAACCUCCUUUCUCAUUCAAUAAUAAAGGAGAUAAAACAUGUCUCUGUCUUUGUAAAGCUCUUAAAAUUA
Molecule: messenger RNA, 1277 nt
Organism: Castor canadensis (American beaver)
Lineage: Eukaryota; Metazoa; Chordata; Mammalia; Rodentia; Castoridae
Source: RefSeq, a predicted model, not a curated record